Rotaria sordida is the source of this 837-nucleotide messenger RNA. The record is from the annotation of a GenBank genome assembly. NCBI's taxonomy places the organism in Eukaryota, Metazoa, Rotifera, Eurotatoria, Philodinida, Philodinidae.
AUGUGUCUUAUUAAAUAUGCAUAUAUUUCUAGGAAAAACGAACAUUAUAAUCUUACGAUCAAUUUUGAUAAUAAUACAGAACCAUUGAAGACACCACCAUUACCAGAUCUAUAUAAUACCACAAAUAAUAAUAAUAAUAAUAAUAAUUUGAUUUUUGAUUUUGAGGUUGAGUUAGGUUUGUCAAGUGUUCCUACAAACACAUUUACCGAGACACAACCAAUAAUAACACCUUUAGAAAAUCAGAUACUAUCAGUCACAACGAUAAAUAAUUUCUCUUCUCAACCAUCGUCAAGUCUUGAAGAUGUAUGGAUAGGGUAUUCCGAACAAGAAACUUUCCAAGAUGAUCAGCACCUGUCCAUAACAGAAAUUAUACAUAAUGAGACUAAUGAAUCGACACCAGAUCUUGAGGAAUUCUGGAGACGUGGUGUGGAACAUGGCAAUAACACAGAUUCUAUUGCUGAAGAAUCUACUGAUGAACAAACAUCUUUCAUCACUGAUUUAUCUACAGUGGCAAAUGAUCAUUCUGUAGAAUCUGAGAAUCAACAAGAACAUAAUACAUCAUUAAUUAAUAAUUUAUUUUUACCAGUACAAUCAUCAUCUAAUGAAAUAUCACAAAAUACUUUGACAAAUACAGAAACACAUCCAUCAAGUGAUGUAACUCCUUAUGGGUAUUUACUUCAUCCUAUUGCGUCAAAAACUCGUGUACGAUAUGAACGUGAAUUGAUUAAUAAUAAAAUGUCAGGUAACAUGGCUUAUAUAAAAGAUUAUUUUGGAGAAUGUUCAAUAUCCAUUGGAGUAAGUACAUAUAGAAAUAAUCAUGAAAUUUUAACUGUUUAA